AUGUAUCUUCUUCUAGGCGAAUAUGACGUCAUGGCGUCAGAAACGAAGGAUUUAAAAUUGCAACAAAACGUCGAGAGUAGGAAAGCUAAAACAAUGUAUGGGUCCGAAUCGACCGGUAUCAACAGAGCUUUUUGGCUGGGCAAUGACGGCAAUAGUUCUAUUGAUUCAGCAGCAUCUCGGCUAUCGUGCGUGGCAACACGGGUGCCCUUUUACAAGCAUUACUGUAACAUGAAAAAAAGUCUCGCCGACUGCACCGAAACAUCUCAUAAUGCUACGUCUCAGGCAUGCGUGAGAUUAUUUUCAAGUACCUGCAGCGCUCAAUUGCAUCCAACCCACUACACUUAG
This is a messenger RNA of Bipolaris maydis ATCC 48331, 345 nucleotides long. Lineage: Eukaryota; Fungi; Ascomycota; Dothideomycetes; Pleosporales; Pleosporaceae. The record is from RefSeq and is a predicted model, not a curated record.